AUGCCCCGUGCUUGCGAACCUUGCUGUCCAUGGUCGGACGGCCUCCCACCUGAGCUUCUCGACAUCAUCCUCCGCUAUCUCAUCUGCCCCGCCGACCGUGUCUACUUCGCUGCUGUCUGCCGCGCGUGGCGCUCUGCAGCGCAGGUCCAUAAAGCCGCGCCGUGCCAGCUCCCGUGUCUCCUUCUCCCGUCCCUUGUUUCACCCUCCUUCUUAAGCCUCCACUCCGGAGCCACCCGUCGCCUAUACCUCCCGAAGAGCGUUCAUGCGGCGCGCCUAUGCGGCUCCCACGAGGGUGGCUGGGUCGCCCUCGCCUUGGACCAGGGGGGAGGGUACGCGGCGGCGAACCUCUGCUCCGGCGCCAUGGUUCCUCUCCCUAACUGGCUUAGGAUUCCCAGCGAACACGGCUGGGUCGACACCAAGUAUGAGCACCGUAUGAUCAUCCAAACCGUCACCUUUUCGGGCACGCCGUUGACGGAGGGCUUCCUCGCCGCUGCACACGUUUCCAGCGCUUCCAGCAUAGCGUUCUGGCGGACAGGGAUGAACGGACACUGGAUUGGAUGCAGGCAUGAUAUGGGCGUGAUCGAGGACAUCAUCUAUUACAAGGAAGGUUUCCAUGUCCUCUCCAGCACAGAGGAUGUUGUGGUGUACGCUCCCAACGCCGUCAGCGGUCACCCUCUGGUGAUGUCCCGUACCUCCUACCUGGUUCAGAAGCGUGCUGACUACAAGCCCAAUAGCCACCUGCCCUAUACGCACAGCAUGUCCCGCUAUCUGGUGGAGUCCCGUGGAAAGCUGCUAAUGAUCCUGCGGCUCUUCAGGCCCAAGCGGCGUCGCGAGUUCAGGAUCUUUGAGAUGAACCUUGCUGCUGGGGACUCUAAAGCUUCCUGGGAGGAGCUCCACGCGCUUCCUGGACGGGUCCUCUUACUUGGUCGGGGCUGCUCCAGGGCCUACGAGGUGUCUCAGUUCGACAGGCUCCAAGUAGGUAGCAUCUAUUACCUGGACGAUGAUACAAGCUUCAAUCUAUCCUGGGCGUUGAUCAACGGGAGUAGGCAUUCCAGUACGUACAUGGGUGGCAUCUACGACUUUCACAAAAAAUGCAAUAAGAGGAGGCGCUUCCCGCGUAAAUUUACUUUCGAGUGCUCUCUUCCAAUCUGGUUUAUACCCUGAAUCAUUGUACAGUCUGGCUAGCUAGUACCCUUGAAUUUUUUGCAAUUUAUUCUCAGAGAUAAGAAGAUAGAUUCAGGUGAACAAAUGUAUGGCAUGUUGGAAACAU
Molecule: messenger RNA, 1270 nt
Organism: Lolium rigidum
Lineage: Eukaryota; Viridiplantae; Streptophyta; Magnoliopsida; Poales; Poaceae
Exons: 1
Coding region: 1-1164 (387 amino acids)
Molecular function (GO): protein binding
Source: RefSeq, a predicted model, not a curated record